AUGGAGGAAUCUUACAUCAUCGCUAUAGAUUUUGGAACAACAUACAGUGGAUAUGCCUUCAGUUUGACAUCCAGAGAAGAAGAUGUAGAUCCCCAUGUGAAAUUCUGGGGUGAAGAAGUUGGACUAGAAACCUCAAAGACUCCAACCUGCAUCCUAUUUGAUGAACAUCAACAGUUUGUCAGCUUCGGAUAUGAAGCCAGACAAACAUAUUUAAAAAAAAACGGCAGAGAUUCCAGAGCGAAGUUCUUCUUUGAUUGCUUUAAGAUGUCUCUCUAUGACAAAAAAAUCACCACAGAUCUGACAAUUAAAGCAGCCAAUGGGAAGGAAAUGAAAGCUUUGAAGGUUUUUACCGAAGCUUUGAGAUUCCUGAAGGACGAUGCUCUGAAAACCAUUGAACAAAACACCGAAGGAAGGACUUUCACAGCCUCUGACUUCACCUGGGUGCUGACUGUUCCUGCCAUCUGGGAUCAUUCAGCUAAACAGUUCAUGAGAGAAGCCGCGACACAGGCAGGAAUUAUGACAGAUGGAACAGAAAACAAUCUGGUGUUUGCUCUGGAACCAGAAGCAGCUUCAGUCUAUUGUAAAAAACUACCAUCUGAGGGUUUCGUGGCAGACACACGAACAGAAAACAAACUUGACAGAUCUCCAGGAACUCGGUACAUCAUUGUUGAUUGUGGAGGAGGAACCAUUGACAUCACUGUUCAUGAAGUCCUUGAAGGAGGUGUUCUGAAGGAGCUGCACAAGGCCUCUGGGAACAAUCUAGGUGGACAAACUGUGGACAGAAAAUUUAAAGAAUUCCUCAGAGACACAUUUUCUGCUGAACUCUGGGAUGAAUAUGAAGAAAACUAUCCCAGUGAGGUUCGAAAAAUUAUGUAUGACUUCACACUUUUUAAAAAACAUGAUGAUGAUGUAGAAAUCACCUGUCCACUAAACCUAGGAAUGAUGGCUCAGAAAAAACAGAACAUUGAAGAGUACUUUAAACGAGUGCAAGGAGCAUCUUGGAAUGAGGGAUCAAUCAAAAUAACAAAGCAGACACUGAGAUCUUUCUUUGAAGACAGUCUGUGGAGCAUCACCCGGAGUCUCAGAGGAAUCUUGAGCAAAAGACUCAACAUUAAGUACAUUCUGUUAGUGGGAGGUUUUGCUGAAAGUCAGAUUCUACAGAGACACAUUACUGAAGAGUAUAAUAAUAUCUGCAAAGUUCUGUGUCCAUUUAGGCCCCAAGAAGCAAUUAUGAAAGGAGCUGUAGAGUUUGGAAGAAACCAAGGUAUAGUGGUAUCAAGAAAAAGCGACUAUACUUAUGGAGUAGGUCUCUCAGAUUGGUUUAAUGAGUCAAUUCACAGGGCAGACAAGAAAUACACGAACAAAGAUGGAGACUGGUGUAUGGAUAUUUUUGGAAAAGUGGUUGAAAUUGAUGAGGAUAUUGGUUGGAAUGAAACCAGAAAGCAGUUAGUGAAUCCUUUAGAAAGAGACCAAACACAGAUAACUCUUGCAUUUUAUCGCACAAAGAAAAACGAUCUCAUGUAUGUGGAUGAGCCAAAAGUAGAAGAAAUUGGCUCCUUUGUUGUUCAGUCCCUUGACACCACACUUGGAAUGGACCGUGAGAUUGACCUAGAAAUAAAGUUUGGGUUCACAGAAAUGACGGCAACAGCCACUGACAAACAGUCAGGCUCAGUACACACAGUCAUCCUGAACUUCAUGACAAAAUAA
Molecule: messenger RNA, 1707 nt
Organism: Girardinichthys multiradiatus
Lineage: Eukaryota; Metazoa; Chordata; Actinopteri; Cyprinodontiformes; Goodeidae
Product: heat shock 70 kDa protein 12A-like
Exons: 4
Coding region: 1-1707 (568 amino acids)
Molecular function (GO): ATP-dependent protein folding chaperone; ATP binding
Source: RefSeq, a predicted model, not a curated record